UCUCCUUAACCCGUUGACGUUUUCCUCAAAGGAUAAGGAAAGGAGGCAUAAAGGUUAGGAAAUUUGACUAUUCGUAGAGGCCCCCGUCCCGUGAACGUGCCUUUAAACAAGACGUGAGACCGGACGUGACGUCUUCUCCGCUGGGCCGGGUUUGUGGGGUUUUAUUUUGAAAGGAAGUUCGCCUCACGGAAGUUCCGGUGUAUCUUGCGCUGAAGGAGUUAAAGCGCUGACGUGUUCCAGGUUUUAAACUAAUAGUAAUUAUUAGUUUAAUGUUAACGUUGUCUAGUUUAGUUCGGGUUAGUUAGGUCUAGUACGGGUUAGUUAGUUUAGUGAGGACAUGUUGCCUUUAUCCGCUAAAGACGACGAGUACAAACCCGCCAAACUCAACCUGCUGGCCAAGACCUCAGGAUGGUUCAGAGCGAUCCUCUCAGACCAAACCUCCAGGAACCUCUUCUUCUUCCUCCUCCUCAACCUCUCCUUCGCCUUCGUGGAGUUAUCCUACGGGAUCUGGAGCAACAGUCUAGGGCUGAUAUCGGACUCGUUCCAUAUGUUCUUUGACUGCACUGCCCUGCUGGCCGGGCUGGCUGCCUCCGUCAUCUCCCGGUGGAGGUGUAAUGACUCCUUCUCCUAUGGAUAUGUCAGAGCAGAGGUGCUCGCAGGCUUCGUCAAUGGCCUCUUCCUCAUCUUCACAGCCUUCUUCAUCUUCUCGGAGGGAGUGGAGAGGGCGCUGGAGCCACCGGACGUCCACCACGACCGCCUACUUCCUGUUUCUGUGGCCGGCCUGCUGGUCAAUUUGGUGGGAAUCUUCGUCUUCCAACAUGGAGGUCACGGGCACUCCCACGGAGAUGAUGGGGGACACGGGCACAGCCACUCUCUGUUCAAUGGAAGUGCAAACCACAAGGACAGCCACACGGACAGCCACGGAGGACAUGGACACAGUCACGGAGGACAUGGGCACAGUCACGGAGGACAUGGGCACAGCCACCAGGACCAGCACAGCCACCAGGACCAGGCCCUCUACAGUCAGGAUAAAUUCCUGCCAGGAAAAGGUUCCAGUAAACAGAUCCUACAAGGAGUGUUCCUGCAUAUCGUGGCGGACACGCUGGGCAGUGUUGGAGUCAUCAUCUCCGCUCUGCUGAUGCAGAAGUACGAUCUAAUGAUCGCUGAUCCCAUCUGCUCCAUGCUCAUCUCCCUCCUCAUAGGAGUCAGUGUGGUGCCGUUGCUAAGGGAGUCGAUUGGGAUCCUGAUGCAGAGGACUCCGCCCACUCUUGACCACGCCCUCCCAGAGUGCUAUCAGAGGGUGCAGCAGCUCCAGGGUGUGUACAACAUCCAGGAGCCCCACUUCUGGACCUUGUGUACUGAUGUGUACGUCGGCACACUAAAGCUGCUGGUGGCGCCAGACGCCGACGCCCGCUGGAUCCAGACCCAGACGCACAACAUCUUCACACAGGUCGGCGUUCGGCAGCUCUACGUCCAGAUCGACAUCGCUGCCAUGUAGACGCUCUGUGUCAAUCCAAACUUUCAAGGACCAAUGACGACGCAGUGUUACUGCAGGGCUCCGCCCCAAGCCCACGGACCAAUGACACGACCGCUCUACUUCAGGGCUCUGCCCCCAGCCCAUGGACCAAUGACGACGCAGUGUUACUGCAGGGCUCCGCCCCCAGCCCACGGACCAAUGACGACGCAGUGUUACUGCAGGACAGACUAUGAAGGACAGCUCAGUUGCGUGGCCCUCGGGGGGAGGGGCUCUGACCUCGGGGGGAGGGGCUCUGCCCUCGGGGGGAGGGGCUCCGUCCGUCCAUCCUUAGUGCCUUUCUGUCUCCUUGCUGAGGCUCCCGGUAACAUGCGGACUCCAUUGUUUUAUUUGCCAAAUCAUGUGAAUAGUGAAUGUUUUUCAAUAAUAAAUAGUUUUACUGCAUUUGUCUGAAUGUUUUUA
Gadus chalcogrammus (walleye pollock) is the source of this 1936-nucleotide messenger RNA. RefSeq names its product solute carrier family 30 member 7 (gene slc30a7). Gene Ontology annotation, cellular component: Golgi apparatus; membrane. Gene Ontology annotation, biological process: zinc ion transport; intracellular zinc ion homeostasis; transmembrane transport. Lineage: Eukaryota; Metazoa; Chordata; Actinopteri; Gadiformes; Gadidae. The record is from RefSeq and is a predicted model, not a curated record. The coding region runs from base 338 to 1498 and encodes 386 amino acids. Gene Ontology annotation, molecular function: zinc ion transmembrane transporter activity. The transcript has 11 exons.